Messenger RNA from Suillus paluster, 2136 nucleotides. RefSeq lists its product as uncharacterized. The transcript is spliced from 12 exons. The record is from RefSeq and is a predicted model, not a curated record. Lineage: Eukaryota; Fungi; Basidiomycota; Agaricomycetes; Boletales; Suillaceae. The coding region runs from base 1 to 2136 and encodes 711 amino acids.
AUGGGCGCACUAUGCAAGGUUAUUCAAUACACGUCAUUCUUGUUCGUUGUACUCAAUCACUCUCGACCAGGAACAAAGUUAAAAUCAGUGCAAGACUCAAGACGAAGUAUCAUCAAAAGCAAGCAAAUGUCACACCAGUUUUGCCCUCAAAAGACGCUGUCGGAGCUCACUGCCAGCAGAAAACAAAAGCCAUGUGGACCACCUGGACAGGUGAUAGAUGCUCUAGUGUGCAACCUCCUUGAGACUGGUGACUUGGACAAGAUUCGAGGAACAUUAUCUGCAUUAGAGAUAAUUGUUGAGGAGUUGCAUGAUAGCACGAGCCAAAAUUUUCUCAAGGCAUCCAAUGCCUCCAAGGAGGCGAAGGAAGUGAUUCGUGCGGUGGAAGAUAUUUUUUGUUGUGCACUAGUGGGAGACACUAUGGGAUACAGAUCAGAUUUGAGUGUCUUCAUCAUCGGGUCAAUGGCGCCCCCAAAAUGGAGCACUCCUGAACAGGAGGAAUGGUUAGGACCUUGGUAUGACAAGUACCGUGCAAAGCAAGCUGACAAGGUCAAAAAUUGGUCAAACUUUUUCACUGAAUUGUGCGAGAACUGGUUCAUUUCAUACCCGGAGCCAAGACCAGCUGGAUUGCCUCCUGUUGGACCAUUGAGCCAGGAUGAGGUCACCGUCAUGAAGAAGGCUGAAAGUGACCAAAAAGAGAAAUUAAAAAAUCACUUCAAGAAUAGCCUUGGCGUGACGAAAACAGGACAGCAAGCAAAGGCUGAGGCUGCGGAUGUCUUCAAAGCAGUGUUGCGGAGUGUUGCCAAAUGCGAGAAGCCAACGCGCUCCCUUCAGGAAGCAGAGGCGUAUUCGAAACUUUACUAUCAAACGCGUGUAAAGGCAAUGGUAGACGAAGCGCUGAAAGUUGAAGCAGAAUUACUGCAAGUUGAGAACAAGACACUUACAAAUGGAAAGUGUGUCGCCAUUGCAAAGCAACAUACAGCGAGCCUCUACAGUGCAGAGACCGACGAGAUUAAGGCAGAGGUACAGAAGUAUCUUGAGGAUCAGAAGACAGAGAAGGGCGAUGAAGCAAGAAUGUGGAGCCAUGAUGACUAUGGAAGAAAUCUAGAAAAACUUGCUGCUAUCUCUAACAAAUUCCUCAAGGGCCUGGCCGAAGCUACUGGGUUCUCCUUUUCACUGCUGGCCGGUGGACCGUCCCCAGAUUUUCAUGUUGGUCACACGAAGUUUGGGAAUGACUUCAGUAAAGCGUAUCCAGAAUUCGAGAGGGGAAUCAUAGCUCCAUUUAGAGACUACCUGUACCGAGUGUAUCCUGAUCUGGGGAGUUCAACGUCAACGUCGCUGGACAAGUUACGAUCAGUGGAUAUAUCAGUUGACUCUGCCAGCGAGUUGGUCAGAAUGGGAGAAGCUGACAAAUCUGGCCCUGAGACUUCUCACAUGUCUUCGUCCCUUACACAGCCUGACUCAGUUGGACGGAGCUCACUCCCUGGAAACACCACUGGCGAUGAUUGGGGCCUUGACAACAACUUUUGGACCAACCUUGCUGCUCAGGUUGCAAAUUUUGAUAGGUCAGUCUUACCAGAGUCAAACUUACCUUUUUCUUCUUCUCUGACUCUGCAAUAUGUUGCACCUGAAGUUUCACUGCUGCUGCCGCAUGUUCCGCAGUCCAUAACUCCCAUCAUCUCCCUUCAACCAGUCGCUAUAUCUCCACAACUUCCACCACCACCACCACCACCACCACCACCACCGCUCCUGCCCAGCUCUUACCCAGCGAGUCUGAUGCCCCCACCUCCUCCUGUAUCGCAGCAAGCGAGUUUGACACCACUGCCGGUCCUGUCUGCCUCUCAGCCAGCAAGUCUGAUGCCCCCACCACCUCCUGUAUCUCAGCUGGCGAGUCUAAUGCCCCCACCACCUCCUGUAUCUCAGCCGGCGAGUCUGACGCCCCCACCACCACCUAUAUCUACGCCACCUGUAUCUCCUCCCUGCAUGGAGCCUGGUCACCGGUGGACUGGUCGAAAGUCCGUUCCCUCCAAGCGUAAUGUUAUUGCCAAUAGCAUAGGAGAUAAUGCUUCCACUGGUUCUGGGAAGCGUGCAGCACAUGAGCACAGUGCAACAGGUGUGCCUAGUCGCAAAAAGCAGUAA